Messenger RNA from Cercospora beticola, 727 nucleotides. Lineage: Eukaryota; Fungi; Ascomycota; Dothideomycetes; Mycosphaerellales; Mycosphaerellaceae. The record is from RefSeq and is a predicted model, not a curated record.
CUGCAGAACGCCAAGAGCCACCACGAUUAUCGCAGGCUCCGCUUUGCACUUUGGCACUUCUUUUGCUUCCCCAUCACUCUCAAGGAUCGCAUUCUUGCGUAGGCAGUGACAAGCAGCGAAGAUGCAGAUCUUCGUUAAGACCCUCACGGGCAAGACUAUCACCCUUGAGGUGGAGUCGUCCGACACCAUCGACAAUGUCAAGAGCAAGAUUCAGGACAAGGAGGGAAUCCCACCGGACCAGCAGCGCUUGAUCUUCGCCGGCAAGCAGCUCGAGGAUGGCCGCACUCUCAGCGACUACAACAUCCAGAAGGAGUCCACCCUCCACUUGGUCCUCCGCCUGCGUGGUGGUAUGGCCAAGAAGCGCAAAAAGAAGGUCUACACCACCCCAAAGAAGAUCAAGCACAAGCGCAAGAAGACCAAGUUGGCUGUGCUCAAGUACUACAAGGUCGACGGUGACGGAAAGAUCGAGCGCCUGAGGAGAGAGUGCCCAGCCGAGACCUGCGGUGCCGGUAUCUUCAUGGCUGCAAUGCACAACCGCCAGUACUGCGGUCGCUGCCACCUGACCUACGUUUUCGACGACCCAAAGUAAAGUAGAGGAGGAGAAACAAAUGCCGAGCGCCUUUGCAUCUUUCAGAACUGGAGCGGAGAUGGAUACCCCAGCGGCAACAGGCUGCAAGAAUUUCAGGUAGCUGGCAGAAUUGAUUCAUCCUGUCGAAAACACACAUCG